This is a messenger RNA of Arabidopsis thaliana (thale cress), 692 nucleotides long. RefSeq names its product postsynaptic protein-like protein. Lineage: Eukaryota; Viridiplantae; Streptophyta; Magnoliopsida; Brassicales; Brassicaceae. The record is from RefSeq and is marked reviewed. The transcript has 4 exons. Gene Ontology annotation, cellular component: cytoplasm. Bases 147 to 443 code for a protein of 98 amino acids.
CGACUUUCCAAAUCCAGAAAAGGAAAAAAAAUAUAUUUAAACAUAGAUAAAAAUUUCAACACCGAUAAGUUUUCGUCGUAACUCUAACCCAUUCGAAUUGAUUUAGGCGUUAGGGUUUCUUCAUAUUUCUCUCUCGGAAGAAGAAGAUGGUUUGCGAUAAGUGUGAGAAGAAGUUAUCGAAAGUGAUAGUUCCUGAUAAGUGGAAGGAUGGUGCUCGUAAUGUAACUGAAGGUGGUGGUCGUAAAAUCAAUGAGAAUAAGCUUCUCUCCAAGAAGAAUAGAUGGUCACCUUACAGUACCUGUACCACAAAAUGUAUGAUCUGCAAGCAGCAAGUGCAUCAAGAUGGUAAAUACUGUCACACAUGUGCCUAUAGCAAAGGAGUGUGCGCAAUGUGCGGGAAGCAAGUGUUGGACACCAAGAUGUACAAGCAAAGCAAUGUAUAAACAAAUCCGCAAGCGUUUCACAUUUUAGUUUUUGUCCCUUUGAUGUCAACGUUGUAUCCUCUCACUCAUGUAUUUUUUUGUAUCGGUUUCCUCCGGUUUUAAUAUAACCAAACAGAAUCUUGUUGCUUCACUGUGUUUCUUGACUGAUCAUAAAGUUAAUGUUUCGUUUUAGAACUCGAAUUCAAGUAUCAAAGAUAGAUUUGAACAUUCCACGGAGCAAAUUGGUUUUAAACAAAACUGAGUCAAAAC